ACCAAAAAAAAAAACAUUCACCCGAGUAUAUCCAUAAAACCGAAAAAAAAAACAUUUUUCCUUGAAAAAAGGAAAGAUUUUACGAAAAAAUAACAGAAGAAACUGAAACAAUUCGAUAAGAGAGGAGAAUUGCAACAUAAAAUACUUUCAAUUAUCGCAAUAAACAGCAGCGGCAGGCAGGCGGCAGCAGCAGCAACAAAAACAACAAUAAACUUUUUGUUGCAAUUCAUUUUGGAAUUCCUGUUUUUUCCUCUGCUUGUCAUUUGGCGUCGAGCAGCAGCAACCCAUCCAUCCUCUAUUAAGCGGCCAUAAACUUAUACUUAUUGCUGUUUAAAUAAAUUUUCUGUUGCUCUCUGUUGCCCAUUAUGGCGGAAGAAGAGAAAAAGAAGGAAAAGGUAGACGAAAGACCUGAAUUCUUUUGGAAUUACAUAAUGAAGACCAUGAGACUGAAACAGGAGAAAUGGAAUAAAAUCAUAAGCACCAAUGAGUACAAGGAAAUAAUCAAUGGCUUUCUCAAUGAACCACACCAGGAACGUAUCAUAUUUACACUGAAUGCUGCCUCGCUACUUGUACCCUCAUACAAUUUUCCCGAAAAGCCAUUAAGUAAAAUGGUAUAUUUUGUGCGUAAUGAAAUUCCCAGUACCCUGACCAUCAACAAUAUGCACGAGUCUCUAAUGAUUGGUGAUUUAUUGCCAAAUGUUUUGGAAAAUCUUUCGGUGAUUUGUGAUGAUGUUAUCUUUCCGCUGCUCAAUAAUCCGGUUAAUCAAAAUGGCUGGACUUCGGUGAUUGUAAAUGAUAUGAAAACAGAAUCGCAAAAUCUACGCAAUGGCAUUGCCCAGAUGAAAGGUUUAGUUAUAAAUCGUACCAUUCUACCGUUGCCGAUAUGCAUCGAUGAGGUGAUGGCCAAUGCCCCGGCCAUUGCAAGAGGCGAUCUCAGCAAAGUAAAUCAUUUGAUGAAAAAUUCUCUGGAAUUUAUGGUGGCCAAAUGGUUGGACUCGGUUGAAGAAUUGGUUCAUGUCAAGUCCAGAGAUAAGAUAUUCUCCAAAGAAGCCUUUCCACGUCCCGAACAUUUGGUGAAUUUCUGGGAUUCAAGAUUGGAGAAUUUGGAAAAUUUAGCCGAUCAGCUGGGAGAUAAACGUAUUAAGACCAUUGGUUUUGUAUUGGAAAAAAUACGUUCGGUAUUCGAGAGUAGUUAUCGGCGAAUUGUGGAACUGGUAAUGGAGGCAUUGAUUGAGGCCAGGGAUAUUACCAAAUAUUUAGGACCGUUGCGCAAAAUUGUUGAAAAAUUUGAAACUGCCGAUUUGGAUGAAAAUCGUAGCAGCAUACGUCCCUUACUGUUGACUGUGGGCCUAGUUUGGGGCCACUCAAAAUAUUUCCACACCCUAGACAAUAUGGUGUUGCUCUUUCAAUUGUUACACAACACAUUAAUUGAUUGUGCCAUGCGCACCAUAGAAGCCGAUUCCAUAUUCCAAGGUGAUGUUGAUGAGGCAUUCAAAAGAGUUCAAAAUAAUAUUGGUCAUUUGGAGUAUUAUCGUACGACAUAUCAUGAGACACGCGGCUCACUAAAGAAAUUCAAAGUUGGCACCGAAUUUAAUUCGCAAGACUGGACAUGGCAUCCAGAGGAGAUAUUCCAACGAUUUGAUAAAUUCAUUGCGCGUCUACAGGUUUUGCAAGAGUUAUUUGAGACUGGUCGAGAUUUUGUGAAAUUGGAGAAAGUUGUUGUGGGCGGUUUGAGGGGCGGUCAAAUCACCCAUGAUUUGGAGAAAAUUCUCGAAGAAUACAAUGGUUACUAUCGUGAAUGGUCGAAUAUACAAUACAACCCCCUGGACCCAGAUGCCACAAAUUCCACAUUUGAAGAAGACCGAACGGCAUUUAAAGAGAAAACCGACACAUUGGAACGUAAAUUGGCAUUUCAGUUUCAAAAAGCUCUGGAAGAUUCCCACGAUCUGAUGUUGUGUGGCUCUCUGUUGUUGCGACCGAUUAUCAAGGCUCAUUUGGAUCCAUUUAUGCAUAUUUUGGUGGAUGAUUUCCUGGAAGAAAUCGAAGCCGUUAAGGUAGACUUUAAUGCGUUCGAGAAAACGUACAAGGAGAGGGGUGUUUAUGCCCUUCCUACGGAUCAUUGUUUUCCACCCAUAUCCGGUGCUGUUUCAUAUUUGAAUAAAUUGGAACAUCGUAUUGUAUGGAUGCGCACAGAUUAUGAACUCUAUGAAUAUCCCUUAUGGGAAGAUGAACAUGGUCAACAUACAAUGGCCUUGUACGAGCAAAUGAUUGGUGAAAUGGGUCAAUUGAGACAAACCAUUCUCGAGUAUUGGACAGUGGAGGCAAAGAAACACAUAAAAGAAGGCAUGGAAUUGCCAUUAUUGACCAAAGAUGAAGAUGGUAUUUUAACGGUAAAUUUCAAUACGAAUUUAAAAAAUGCCCUUAAGGAUACCAAAUAUAUGCUGCUCAUGAACUGUGAGGUACAUGAAGAAAUAAGAGAAUACUUUGACAAGGAGGAGCAAUUUUGGGAUGCUCGCAUCAAACUACAACGUAUUGCCGAAUGGUAUAACGACAUUAAUGUACGGGCCAAGUCCAGUGAAAAGGCUCUAAUACAGGCUGAAUUGAUGUUGUAUGAGCUAUUUAUGCAACCGCUCAUUGAUAGGGUUACCUGGAACAAUUUUGAUCAAAAUUUCAUUGUUGAGGUAUUUACGAAAAUUGAAUAUCUACACAAACGUUUGGUGCAGUGUCAAGCGAAUUUGAACACCAUCAAGCUAAGUAUUAAUUCCUGGGGCAAGAAACCCCUGUACAUACGUAAAAACAACAAUCCCAAGGCCCUGUUGGAAACGGAACCACGCAUGGAAAUCUUGGCUUUAAGGGUUGCUCAGGCCAAUGACACAGCCGCACUCAUUGAUCGUUUAAUGUAUGAAAAUGCCAAAUUAUUCUUUGACAUACCACGGCGUUUUGAAAUUGCCGAUGAUGAGGAGGGAGAAGAAGAAGGCGAGGGUGAGAACGAAGCAAUGGCAGCUCAAGAAAAGCCCUCAAAGAAGGAGAUAAACCAGAAUGCAAAACAAGCCAAGAAACCCGAAAAACGUCCAACUCAGCGUUUGACCGAAUUCGCCGGAAUCGAGGAGGCGGAGGAGGAAGAAGGUGAAGACAUCAUUACCGCCUACCAUCGUUUUGAGCUGCUCCAGUCGGUGAAUGAAGACGAGCGAGAACUCUUUCGUGAAUAUGAAAAGUAUGUCGAUGGAGAAAUCGCCAAAGAGCUGUUGGAUGCUGUUAUAACCAGCAUCACUUAUUUGCGCAUGGAAAUUGAAAAUCGCUAUGAACAUGAUGCGCCGGUCUUUGAAAUUCUAAUGGAGUUGCAGGAGCCCCAUGUUUGUUAUUUUCCAGAUUUACAUCCCGGCCACAAGUUGGGAUUCACAUUUCACAUGGAAACCCUAUUGGAGGAUAUGUAUCACAUGAUGGAAAUUUUACCCAGAUGUGCUCAAGAUCCACCGGAAUUCGGAGCGGAACCGAAAGAUUUUGGAGAUGAAAUCGCCGAUAAAACAGAUAUCCACAAACAUCGCACGGAUAUUUUAACAAAAGUCAAAUUUGGCUUGCAAUCAAUACGGCAACACUGUAAAACAUUUAUGGAAUUUUCCUAUCUCUGGCUGUGGGAUAAACAACAAUAUUUGGCUGAAGUGAAAAAAUACGGAAGACCCUUAACACCCAGUGAGAGGGAUGAUGAACUGGAAGGAGUGGGAGAAGUCAAACCCUUAAAAGAUGAAAAUAAUCCGCCCCUAAGUGUAUACAAAGAACAGCUGGAUAAAUUCAUUGCCUUGGAGGGCCAAAUUCAAAAAUGGGAUACCUUUCAAGAUUUCAAUAUCUGGCUACGUCUCAAUAAGAAAGGUUUCCGGGCUGGCGUUCUCAAUCAGGUUGGCAAAUGGAUAAGUCUAUUUAAAAUGGAUCUCAUAAAUCGUGUGAGGAAUUCGCUAAUGGAACUGGCAAAUUUCGUUGAUGAUGCCAAUGUGGCCCUCAAAAUGGAGCUGAAUAAAGAUGACUUCGAUGGUCUAAUACAAAUCAUGUCCGUCCUGAAUACCAUCAAUGAGAAACAGUUUAUCUAUGACAAUAUGUUUGAGUCUCUCAAGGAAAUUGUCGAUUUGCUAAAGACAUAUAAUUAUGAGUUUAAAGAUUCGGAGCUUUUGAUGAUGAGUGAACUUCCCGAAAAAUGGCUGAAAGUCAAGAAACUCGCAGUAACAGUGAAGCAAACAAUUGCCCCCAUACAAUCGUAUCAAGUUGAUUUGAUUGAGAAACGAAUUUUGCUCUGCAACAAUUUGUCGAAUAAUUAUCGCAAGAAAUUCCUUAAAAAGAAGUUCUUCCAUGUGCCCUGUCGCAACGUUUAUGAGCUGAUUGAUGAAGCCGAUGUGGAAAUUACCGAAUUGGAGGAACGCCAGCAAAGUCUUAAUGGAUCUGCUCUACUGUUUGAAUUGCAAGGCCCCGAGUCGAGCAAAAUUGAAAGAUGCCGCCGCGAUUUGCAACUUAUGAAAAUUAUGUGGGAUUUCAAUAUCACCAUUGCCUCCACCAUAGAAGAUUGGAAGAAAACCCCGUGGAAGAAAAUCGACAUUGAGAUAAUGGAUCAAGAGUGUAAGAAAUUUGGUCGAGAACUGCGAUCAUUAGACAAGGAUAUGCGUAGCUGGGAACCCUAUUUGUAUACGGAAAAUUCCCUCAAAAAUCUCAUGACUUCGCUGCGCGCUGUGACAGAGUUACAAAAUCCCGCAAUUCGAGAUCGUCAUUGGAUACAACUGAUGCAGACGACAGGAGUGAAGUUUCGUAUGGAUGAUUCGACAACGCUUAAGGAUCUGAUCGAUCUCAAUCUACAUGAAUAUGAGGAAGAGGUCAAGAACAUUGUCGACAAGUCGGUGAAGGAAAUGGCCAUGGAAAAGGUGUUGCGUGAUAUUCACAACACAUGGGCCACCAUGGAGUUUCAAAAUGAGCCGCAUGAUCGCACGGCAAUUAAGCUGCUAAAGGCCAGUGAGGAAAUGAUCGAGACACUGGAAGAGAAUCAGGUGCAAUUACAAAAUAUGGCCUCUUCGAAAUUUGUUGGCCACUUUCAAGCGGAGGUCAGCAAUUGGCAGCAUAAACUUUCAAAUGCUGAUCAAAUUAUCGGUUCAUGGUUUGAGGUGCAGCGCAAGUGGGUGUAUUUGGAGAGUAUUUUCAUUGGAUCAGAGGAUAUACGUUCCCAGUUGCCGGAGGACUCAAAGCGUUUCGAUUUUAUUGAUCGUGAAUUUAAGGCACUGUUGGCACAAAUGAAUACCGAUCGAAAUGUGGUUCGUUCAACAAAUCGGGCGGGUAGCAAGCUGUAUGAUAACCUGGAACAGUUACUGAAACUCCUGCUGCUCUGCGAAAAGGCAUUGAAUGAUUAUUUGGAGACGAAGCGGUUGGCGUAUCCCCGAUUCUAUUUUGUGUCCUCGGCAGAUCUUUUGGACAUUUUAUCGAAUGGCAACAAUCCCAAAAUGGUUUGUAAACAUUUGACUAAACUUUAUGACUCUAUGGGUUCUCUGACCCUGAUACCGAAUACAAAACUGGCUCGUGGCAUGGUGGCCAAGGAACACGAGGAGUAUGUACCAUUUUUGGAGAACUGUGAUUGUAGUGGUAAGGUUGAGGUAUGGCUAAAUCGUGUCACGGACAAAAUGCGUGAUACCUUGCGUGAUCAGUUUCGGCGGGCCGUCAUUUCGUAUGAAGAGAAACCCAGACACCAAUGGAUUUUCGAUUGGCCAGCCCAGCCGGCUUUGGUGACCACACAAAUCUGGUGGACCACCGAGACAAAUGAUGCCUUUGCCAAGGUCCAGCAGCGUUAUGAAAAUGCCCUCAAGGACUACAACAAGAAACAAGUUAUGCAGCUAAAUCAUCUCAUCAAUCUGCUGCUGGGAGAUCUCACUGCUGCUGAUCGCCAGAAAAUCUGUACCAUCUGUACCAUAGAUGUCCACAGUCGAGAUGUGGUGGCCAAAAUCAUUGCAGCCAAAGUGGAGGUGGUAACCGCCUUUCAAUGGCAAUCCCAGCUACGUCAUCGUUGGGAUACCAAAUUCGAUGAUUGUUUUGCCAACAUUUGCGAUGCUCAAUUCCAAUAUGACUAUGAAUAUUUGGGCAACACCCCGCGUUUGGUGAUAACACCUCUCACCGAUCGUUGCUACAUCACCCUGACGCAGUCACUACAUCUCAUAAUGGGUGGUGCUCCCGCCGGUCCGGCAGGCACAGGAAAAACAGAAACUACCAAGGAUUUGGGUCGCGCUCUCGGCAUGAUGGUCUAUGUCUUCAAUUGCUCCGAACAAAUGGACUACAAGUCCAUUGGUGAUAUACACAAAGGUCUGGCCCAAACCGGAGCCUGGGGCUGUUUCGAUGAAUUCAAUCGCAUCUCCGUCGAAGUCCUGUCCGUCGUGGCAGUCCAAGUGAAAUGCAUUCAGGACGCCAUUAAAGCCAAAAAGUUAAUGUUCAACUUCUUGGGUGAAAUUAUCGUGCUACGUGCCACUGUGGGCAUGUUCAUCACCAUGAAUCCUGGCUAUGCUGGACGUGCUGAACUGCCCGAAAACUUAAAAGCUUUAUAUCGACCUUGUGCCAUGGUUGUGCCUGACUUUGCCCUAAUCAGUGAAAUUAUGUUGGUUGCCGAAGGUUUCCAGGAGGCACGUUUGCUAGCUCGCAAAUUCAUUGCCCUCUACGAGCUGUGCCGAGAACUCUUAUCCAAACAGGACCAUUACGAUUGGGGUUUGCGUGCCAUCAAAUCUGUCUUGGUUGUUGCCGGCGCCCUGAGGCGUGAUGAUCGCCAUCGUCCCGAAGAUCAGGUGCUGAUGAGAGCAUUGCGUGAUUUUAAUAUACCCAAAAUUGUCACUGAUGAUUUACCGGUAUUUAUGGGUUUAAUUGGUGAUCUUUUCCCGGCGCUGGAUGUGCCGCGAAAACGUAACUUGGAAUUUGAGGCUGUUAUCAAAAGAUCUGCCAUUGAUUUGAAGCUGCAACCCGACGACGGAUUUGUUUUGAAAAUCGUGCAACUGGAAGAAUUAUUUGCCGUCCGACACUCGGUGUUUGUUAUAGGCUUUGCUGGCACGGGUAAAUCGGAAGUGUGGAAGACAUUGAAUAAAACCUAUGCCAAUCAGAAACGAAAACCGCACUACAACGAUAUAAAUCCCAAGGCGGUGACAAAUGAUGAACUGUUCGGUGUGGUUAAUCAGGCGACACGUGAAUGGAAAGAUGGUCUCUUCUCCAUUACCAUGCGUGAUCAGGCCAAUUUGGGUGGCAGUGGUCCCAAAUGGAUUGUACUGGAUGGAGAUAUUGAUCCCAUGUGGAUUGAAAGUUUGAAUACCGUAAUGGAUGACAAUAAGGUGUUGACAUUGGCUAGCAAUGAACGCAUUGCGUUGACCAAGGAAAUGCGCUUGCUUUUCGAAAUUGCCAAUUUGAAAUCGGCCACCCCGGCCACGGUGUCGCGGGCAGGAAUUUUGUACAUAAAUCCCCAAGAUUUAGGAUGGACACCAUUUAUAUUGUCAUGGUUAAAUACCCGCAGCAAUCCCUCCGAAGUGGCCACCCUAAAUGUUCUUUUCGACAAAUACAUACCACCCAUGUUGGACGCCUUUCGGGUGCGCUUUAAGAAAAUCACGCCGAUUUCUGAUAUUGCCAUGCUGCAGAUGACCUGCUUCCUGCUGCAAAGUAUGCUAACACAACAAAAUGUCCCCGCCGAUUGUCCCAAGGAUUGGUAUGAAAUCUAUUUUGUGUUCUGUGUUAUAUGGGGUUUCGGUUCGACCCUGUUUCAAGAUCAAAUAAUCGAUUGGCGUAAUGAGUUCAGCAAAUGGUUUACCAAUGAAUUCAAAACGGUUAAAUUUCCCGAAGCUGGCACCAUCUUUUCCUAUUAUGUGGAUCACAAUACAAAAAAAUUCCGACCCUGGACCGAUUUAGUGCCCAGCUUUGAAUUAGAUCCCGACAUACCGUUGCAAGCGAAUUUGGUUCAUACCUCGGAGACAACACGUUUGCGUUAUUUUAUGGAUGUUCUGAUCGAAGAUAACUAUCCAAUUAUGUUAAUUGGUGCUCCGGGUUCGGGAAAAACCAUAAUUAUGAACUCGAAAUUGAAUUCAUUGCCCACCGAGAAAUAUGCUGUGACAAAUGUACCCUUUAAUUUUUAUACCACCUCCGAGAUGUUACAGAGAAUCUUGGAGAAACCUCUGGAGAAGAAGGCAGGACGAAAUUAUGGUCCCCAGGGUAAUAAACGUAUGUUGUACUUUGUCGAUGACAUGAAUAUGCCAGAGGUGGAUAAAUAUGGUACGGUGCAACCGCACACCUUGAUUCGACAAUUUAUGGACUACCGCCAUUGGUAUGACCGGGUCAAAAUGACUCUGCGUGACAUACAUAAUUGCCAAUUUGUAUCCUGUAUGAAUCCCUCGGCUGGCUCGUUUACCAUAAAUCCACGUCUACAGAGGCAUUUCUGUUCCUUUGCUGUGAAUCAACCUAGCUCGGAUGCCCUGUUUCAUAUACUCAAUUCAAUUCUGUCACAACAUUUGGCCAAUCCCAUACACAAAUUUGACAAAUCCGUAAUCAAUUUAUGUGAACCCUUGGUCCAGACAGCCAUUAAUCUGCAUCAAAAAGUGGCGGCAACAUUUUUACCAACAGCUGUGAAAUUUCAUUACAAUUUUAACUUAAGAGAUAUUUCCAAUAUUUUUACGGGUAUGUUGUAUGCCAAUUUCGAAACAUGUCCAAAUCCCAAUAUGCUGCUUCGCCUGUGGACUCAUGAAUGCAAUCGAGUGUAUGGCGAUAAGUUGGUCGAUAAAAGCGAUAUCAAUACCUUCAACAAAUUGAUGCUCGAAAUGGUACGCAAGGGCAUUGAGAGUUACAACGAGGACCUUGUUUUUGCCAAACCCCAUAUAUAUUGUCAUUUUGCGAAAGGGCUAGCCGACAGCAAAUAUAUGCCCGUCCCCGAUUGGGAGAGGCUCCACAAGCUAUUGGAAGAGGCCCAGGAUCGCUAUAAUGAUUUUGUGGGUGCCAUGAAUUUGGUACUCUUCGAGGAUGCUAUGGCCCAUAUAUGUCGCAUUUCUCGUAUCAUGGAGUCGUCUCGAGGUUAUGCCCUCUUAAUUGGUGUGGGAGGUUCAGGCAAACAGUCACUGACCCGAUUGGCAGCAUCAAUAUCCUCGCUUGAUGUCUUUCAAAUUCAGCUGACCAAGGAUUAUGGCAUCAAUGAUUUGAAAGCCAAUAUUGCAACGCUUUAUAUGAAAUGUGGUGUCAAGAAUUCAGCCUCCUGUUUCCUGAUGACAGAUGCCGAGGUGGCCAGGGAACAAUUUUUGGUGUUGAUCAAUGAUCUUCUGGCCUCGGGUGAUAUUCACGAACUUUUCCCCGAUGAUGAGGUGGAGAACAUAAUCAAUGCUGUACGCAAUGAGGUCAAGCAAUUGGGUAUUAUGGAUAACAGGGAAAAUUGUUGGAAGCAUUUCAUCGAGAAGGUUCGCAGUUCCCUGAAAGUGGUUUUGUGUUUCUCCCCCGUGGGUACAACCCUCAGGGUACGCGCCCGCAAUUUCCCCUCCUUGGUGAAUUGUACCACCAUAGAUUGGUUCCAUGAAUGGCCCCAGGAAGCUCUUGAAUCGGUAUCGUAUCGUUUUCUCCAAGAAAUUGAAGUCCUACCCAAAGAGCUAGCGCCGCCCGUCUCACGUUUCAUGGCCUAUGUCCAUAAGACGGUAAAUGAUAUAUCCAAAGUCUAUUUGCUUAAUGAUAAGCGUUACAACUACACUACACCCAAAAGCUUUUUGGAACUUAUUAGUUUGUAUACCAAACUUUUGAGGGAAAAAGUCAAAGCCAAUCAAGAUCGCAGAAUACGUUUGCAAAAUGGUCUCAUCAAACUGGCCAGUUGUUCGAAGGAGGUUGACGCCCUACAAGAGGUCUUAAAAGUUCAAGAAGUUGAGCUUAAAAUCAAAAACGAAGAAGCCGAUAAUCUCAUUGUCGUUGUAAGUACAGAAAAUGAAAAAGUUUCCAAAGAGAGAGCUUUCGCUUCAAAGGAAGAGAAAAAUGUGCGACAAAUUGAAGAAGAUGUCACAGCCAAGGCAAAGCUGUGUGAAGAAGAUUUCCGCAAGGCCCAACCGGCUUUAAUUGCCGCUCAGGAAGCUUUAAAUACCUUAAACAAAAACAAUCUCACCGAAUUGAAGUCCUUUGGUUCCCCACCUGAAGCUGUGGUAAAUGUUUGCUCUGCUGUUCUGGUGUUAUUUGCCCAAAAAGGCAAAAUCCCCAAAGAUCGCAGCUGGAAGGCCUGUCGCCAAAUUAUGGGCAAUGUUGAUAAAUUUCUUGAUAAUCUCGUUAAUUAUGACAAGAAACAUAUUCAUCCGGAUAUCAUUAAGGCUUUGCAGCCGUAUCUAGCUGAUCCUGAAUUUGAUCCCGAGAAAAUUUUAGCCAAGUCAAGUGCAGCAGCUGGACUUUGCUCAUGGGUUAUUAACAUAAAUCGUUUCUAUGAUGUCUACUUGGUGGUUGAGCCCAAAGAGAGAGCCUUAAUGGAGGCAGAACAGGAAUUGACUGAUGCUCGAGAUAAAUUAACAGCCUUGAAUAAUCGUUUGAAUGAAUUGGAGGAGGAAUUAAAUGUUCUUCAAAUGAAAUACGAUGAUGCCUUGGCUAAGAAGCAGAAAUGUCAAGAUGAGGCCGAUAAAACGGCAUUUACUAUCGAUUUGGCCAAUCGUUUAAUUGGUGGCCUGGCUUCGGAGAAAGUGAGAUGGGCGGAAUCGGUUAAAAACCUCAAAAGCAGCCAUGAAACAUUGCCAGGAGAUAUCCUUCUAAUAGCCUGUUUCAUUUCAUAUGUUGGCUGUUUCACACGAGCCUAUCGCAUAGAACUGCAAACCAAAAUGUGGCAACCAGCCUUCAAGGCCAGUGAGCCACGCAUACCAUCCAGCGAAGAUUCCGAUCCCUUUGAAAUGAUUUGUGAUGAUGCCCAAAUUGCCGAAUGGAAUAAUCAGGGGCUACCCAGUGAUCGUAUGUCGGCGGAAAAUGCGGCUAUUUUGGUGCAUUCGGAACGUUAUCCCCUGAUGAUUGAUCCGCAAUUGCAAGGCAUAAAAUGGGUGAAAAAUAAAUAUGCCAACACGAUUGUGGUCCUGCGCCUAACCCAAAAAGGUUAUUUGGAUAAAAUUGAACAGGCCGUCAGCAAUGGCAAUGUACUGCUUCUGGAAAAUAUUGGUGAAAAUAUAGAUGCCGUACUGAAUCCCUUGCUGGGCAGAAUGCUCAUCAAGAAGGGUACCUGUCUGAAGAUGGGUGAUCGGGAGAUUGAUUAUAAUCCCAAGUUCCGUUUAAUUUUGCACACCAAAUUGGCCAAUCCUCAUUAUAAGCCGGAAAUGCAGGCCCAAACGACGUUGAUAAAUUUCACCGUAACCCGAGAUGGCCUUGAAGAUCAGCUCUUGGCCGAGGUGGUAAAAGCCGAAAGACCAGAUUUGGAGGUUUUGCGUUCACGUCUGACGCAGCAGCAAAAUCACUUUAAAAUAACUUUGAAAUUCCUUGAAGAUGAUUUGCUGCAACGUCUCUCCUCGGCCGGAGAGAAUGUCCUGGAAGAUGUUUCGUUGGUAAUGAAUUUGGAAAAGACCAAAAAGACGGCCGAUGAAAUUGAGGUGAAAGUGGCAGAGGCCAAAAUAACGGCCGUGCAAAUUGAUACCGCCCGCGAGGCUUACCGUCCCGCAUCGGAACGAGCCUCAAUAAUUUAUUUUAUACUCAAUGAUUUGUUUAAAAUCAAUCCAAUUUAUCAGUUCUCCCUGAAGGCUUUCACCGUGGUCUUCUCUAAUGCCAUUGUAAAGGCCCAGGUUUCGGAGAAGCUAAAGGAGCGGGUGGAAAACCUGAUUGAUUCCAUAACCUAUUGUGCUUUUAUGUACACCUCCAGGGGUCUCUUUGAAGCCGACAAGCUUAUCUUCCUUACCCAGUUGUGUAUCCAGAUCCUCAUCAAUGCCGGUGAGGUUGAGCCUGCAGAAUUGGAUUUCCUUUUGAGGUUCCCAUAUAUGGUCAAUGUCACAUCCAACUUACCGUUCCUUACCAACAUUGGCUGGGGUGGCAUUAAGGCUUUGAGUAAUUUGCCUGCCUUCAAGGGUUUAGAAAAGGACAUGGAAGGUUCCCAGAAACGUUGGAAAACAUUUAUUGAUUCCGAAUGUCCUGAACGGGAAAAAUUCCCCGGCGAAUGGAAAAGUAAAUCGGCCAUUCAAAGGCUGUGCAUUAUGCGUUGCAUUCGCCCCGAUCGCAUGUCGUAUUCGAUGAAAGUUUUCAUUGAAGAAAAACUGGGAGGAAAAUACAUCGAUGCCCGCUCCAUGGAAUUUUCCAGGACUUUCGAGGAAAGCAGCCCGGAGACUCACAUUUUCUUUGUACUCUCACCAGGUGUAGAUCCCCUUAAGGAUGUUGAGAAAUUGGGCAAACUUUUGGGUUUCCAUUCGGAUAAUGAAAAUUUCCACAGUGUUUCGCUGGGUCAGGGUCAAGAAAUUGUGGCAGAAAAUGCCAUUGACACUGCCUCGCGCAAGGGUCACUGGGUGGUGUUGCAAAAUAUCCAUCUGGUGGCUCGUUGGCUGCCAUCGCUGGAAAAGAAAAUGGAAGCCUCCCUAAUGGAUGUCCAUCCCGAUUAUCGUUUAUUUUUAAGUGCUGAGCCCUCUCCCGAUCCAGCCUAUCAUAUUUUGCCUCAAGGUAUUCUAGAGUCGGCCAUUAAAAUUACCAAUGAACCACCCACUGGAAUGCAGGCAAAUAUUCACAAGGCACUGGACAAUUUCAGUGAUGAAACCUUGGAAAUGUGUUCCAAGGAGACUGAAUUCAAGGCCAUACUUUUCUCCCUCUGCUAUUUCCAUGCCGUUGUGGCAGAGCGUCGCAAAUUUGGAGCCCAAGGUUGGAAUCGUGUGUAUCCCUUCAAUGUGGGCGAUCUCACCAUAUCUGUCUAUGUGCUCUUCAACUAUUUGGAGGCCAAUAAUCGGGUACCUUGGGAAGAUUUGCGUUACCUCUUUGGUGAGAUAAUGUAUGGUGGCCACAUCACAGAUGACAGGGAUCGCCGCCUUUGCAGAACCUAUCUGGAGGAAUUUAUGCAACCCGACUUAAUUGAUGGAGAGUUGCAAUUUUGCCCCGGCUUUCGGGCACCUGGUAUUCUCAAAUAUGCCGGUUAUCAUGAUUAUAUUGAUGAAAAUCUGCCCGCCGAAAGUCCCAAUCUAUAUGGCCUACAUUUGAAUGCCGAAAUUGGUUUUCUUACCACAGUUUCGGAACGUCUGUUUAGAGUGGUGUUUGAACUACAACCCCGUUUGGCGGGUGCUUCGGAUGCCAGUGGCGGAGAUGCCCUCUCGCAGGAUGAUGUGGUCAAGGGGAUGCUAGAAGAUCUCAUCGAUAAGAUACCGCCACCCUUUAACAUUCCCGAAUUAAUGGCUCGUGUCGAAGAUCGUAAUCCCUAUAUAUUGGUGGCCUUCCAAGAAUGUGAACGCAUGAACAUCCUAAUGGCCGAGUUGAAAAGAUCUCUCCACGAACUGGAAUUGGGUCUGAAGGGAGAAUUGACCAUAUCAUCGACCAUGGAAAAUCUAAUGUCUUCAUUGUUUAUGGAUCAGGUGCCGGAGUCAUGGACCAAAUUGGCAUAUCCCAGUACUUUGGGUCUACAAUCUUGGUUUGCCGAUUUGCAGUUACGUUUGCGUGAACUGGAAACAUGGGUUUCCGAUUUUCGCCUACCCUCAUCUGUGUGGCUGGGCGGUUUCUUUAAUCCUCAAAGUUUCCUUACCGCCAUUAUGCAGCAGACGGCCAGGAAAAAUGAAUGGCCUUUGGACAGAAUGUGUCUCAAUACGGAUGUGACGAAAAAGUUCAAAGAUGAAAUUUCUUCCGCACCUCGAGAGGGUGCCUACAUUAAUGGCCUCUUCAUGGAGGGCGCUCGUUGGGACAUGCAGUUAAAUACCAUAGCCGAUGCAUAUUUGAAGGAAUUAUUCCCAGCCAUGCCGGUUAUAUUUGUCAAGGCUGUACAAAAAGAUAAACAGGACACAAAGAACAUAUAUGAAUGUCCUGUGUACAAAAUACGACAACGUGGUCCCACUUAUGUUUGGACAUUUAAUUUGAAGACCAAGGAAAAGGCUGGCAAAUGGACAUUGGCGGGUGUUUGUCUGCUGUUACAAAUUUAAAAUGUUUACUCAGCAGCAUUUCAACAACAUGAAUGAAUCUCAGAACAUCAGAAUCCAUUAUCACAACACACAGACGAAAAAAUGGACACACGUGCACACAGAUACACCCACACACACACAUACAUAGGCACAUUCAAACUCCCAUUUACAUCUUCAUUUCCUCCCAUCAAAGUCAUUUUCUUGGGCUGUUGUAAAGACUAAAACAUUGUUAAAUCCCUUAUCAGUGCUGGAGUUAGAAAGAAUGGAAUGAAUAGAAGCCAAAAAAAACCAAACAAUCAGUUCACACCCACACAAAUAUAUAAAUAAAUGCCAUAAUAUAUUAUAAUUUUCUUUAACAUGUUAAAAAUAAAAUCGUUUGAAAA
This is a messenger RNA of Musca domestica (house fly), 14425 nucleotides long. Its product is annotated as dynein beta chain, ciliary. NCBI's taxonomy places the organism in Eukaryota, Metazoa, Arthropoda, Insecta, Diptera, Muscidae. The record is from RefSeq and is a predicted model, not a curated record. Gene Ontology annotation, biological process: microtubule-based movement. Bases 366 to 14063 code for a protein of 4565 amino acids. Gene Ontology annotation, cellular component: dynein complex. Gene Ontology annotation, molecular function: dynein light intermediate chain binding; minus-end-directed microtubule motor activity; dynein intermediate chain binding. The transcript is spliced from 23 exons.